Molecule: messenger RNA, 3412 nt
Organism: Acinonyx jubatus (cheetah)
Lineage: Eukaryota; Metazoa; Chordata; Mammalia; Carnivora; Felidae
Gene: TRIML2
Product: tripartite motif family like 2
Exons: 9
Coding region: 1939-3327 (462 amino acids)
Molecular function (GO): protein binding; zinc ion binding
Source: RefSeq, a predicted model, not a curated record
ACUGUAUUUACUGAUUUAAUACUCCAGCAGCCCUAUGGUAUGGGUAUUCUAGCACCAUUUACAGAUAAGAAACCAAACUGUGGCUAUGAGUCUUCCCCUAGAUGCACAGAGGUGGCCUGACUUCAGAGUCCAUGCUAGUGCCCACAGAGCAAGACUGCCAUUUCCACGUGAUCGAAUCAGCCACAAAUAUUAAACGCAAGGUACUUACAACUGCAACCAAAAACAGGUUUGCUGAAUGUGCAAAGAUCCAGUCAAGUCCAGCUGAAGGUGGAUGGGGCUGAGUCUCCCCUUCUCCCAUCUACCUAAUGGUAACUGGCUCCAGACACUGCCAGGGGGCGCUUCUCACAAGCUUAUGUAUUGUUUGCAGGCCCAGAUUAGGGUCAGAUGAGAGCACUUAUUUUGGGGUGUAUAAGUUUAUGGCACAGCUUUUUAUUUAUCUGUCACCGUACAAAGUUAUUGCCGAAUUGACUCUAUUCCCUAUGCUGUACUAGGACAUAGAAAAGAGCUAAUAGAAUCUCUUAAGAAACAAAAUUGGUAAUGCCUUCAUUACCCUAGGCCUUUCUUGGCCUUUGAUGCCCAUCCUGAAAAUUGUCUGUGAGGCUAGGGUGCCAAUAGUUGGAGAGAACUUGAAAGAAUGUGGGUCCUAGCCAUCGGCACUCAUGAACUGUAGGAAUUCAUGUCAUUUACCAGGCACUGCAUAAGUGUCAUUAAGGAAAAUUACUGCACGUGUAAGAACUGAGCUAAAUGCCUCUAAAGAGCUUUGACAUGGUUGGGGGCAGAGGAAGGCAACAUUGCUGUGAUGACUGAAAAAACUAAGGAAAGCUAAAGAAAGACUUUUAGGGGUAAUGCACUCCCUAAAGACUGAAGUCUUUGCUGUCAGGGCAACUGGGGACACAAAACCCAUUUUGUGAUCACCGGCUGGGCUAGGAUUUAGGUUUUACAUAGCUUCCUUCUAGGGGUACCUUCAUGCCUCCUUUAAAUCCUGCCAGCCUUAGAGUUGUAGUCCUCAAACUUAGCUGCAUAUGUGAAUCAUCUGAUGAGUUAGACACCUGAAGUCCAUGGCCUUUUCCUAGUGGUUCUGAUUGAAUUGUUAGUGUCCUAAUUGGAAUAGAGUAUUUGGACUCAGCAUCACCUAGAAUUUGUUGGAAAUGUCAACUCCUGGGCCCAGCCCAGUCCUACUGAAUCAGAGUUUUUGGAAGUGAGGCCCAGCAGUCUGUGCAUUAACAAGACCUCCAGGUGAUUCUGACACUUGGAUUCUAAAGUUAGGAGGCCACAGAUGAAGGCAUCACAAUGGUUACAGGUCUCCAGAUAAUUCUGAUAUGCAAUGAAGUUUGAGAACCACACCGUUAAUAAAACUACACUGCAAAGAUGGGGUUCCAGGGCAGCUGAAGGCUGACCAAUCGGUCAUGUUUUCACUCUUCCUCUUAUCAAAACCAUCUGUCUACCCCCGGGUUAGAAACAAGAGUUUGCAGUAUGAACAUGGAUGGUGAAUAGCAUCUAAGAGAAGUCUAGAGCAGGGGAUUUAAAGCCCCAGACAACUUCUCAAUGGAAUAAGAAUGAGUGACUAAGAAGAUGAAAGAAUGUGACCAUGAGCUGAUUGUGAAGACAAAUCUGAUCCUGCAAAAGAGUAGGUUGGAAUGAGUGAUUGUUUUUUCCAUUCUUAAUCUUUCUCUACCUCAUGGAAAAGGACAACAGCUGCCUCUUAUCUACCUUGCUGAAGAGCUGAGCUGUUCCAUCCCCUUACGCUACUUGAACCACCUGCAAUUGAAGGUGGUUACAAGUCUUGCUAUGAGGUUCUCUUAAGAAAUUGGAAGGAAAGCCCACAUUGAACCUGCCUCAAGGUCAAGGAUAUUUAUGAGAACGAGAUCCAAGAAAUCCUGAAUCUUUUAUGCAUAUCCUUAGAGUCUGGUAAGAGAGCAGAUCCUUUGCAAGAGAGAAAUGAGCAGUGUGCAGGGAGGUAUUCCACGGCAGAAAUUUCACCUAGGGACACCUGCCAGGAUGUCCAGGAGGCUCAGCUCCCAGUUACAGCAAAAAUUCCCGGAAGAUGUCUACUGUGAGAAACACCUGGAACUAGUGCAGUUGUUCUGUGUUGAUGACCAAAUCCUGCUGUGUGGCCAGUGCUUCCACUCUCAGGAGCACGAGAAUCACCUGGUGUGUGGAGUACAAGAGGCUGCUGGCAUCUAUAGGAAGUUAUUCCAGGAGAUAUUGAACACAUUGAAGGAGAAACUUGAAGUAGCUAAAAGCAUAUUGGCUGAUGAGCAAGAAAGAAUGGUGGUGAUUCAGGGAGAAGAGCAGGAUUUCAAAGAGAUGAUUGAGUCUGAAUAUAGAAUAAGGUUCCAGUUGAUGGUUGAAGAGAUGAACUUCCGGAGCCUACAAGACUGCGUAUUCAACCCAAAGUUGAGGGAAGACCAUCUGAAUCAAGUGCUGGCAUUUGCCACAGAGCUGAAGGGGCAGUCCCAGGAAACGCUACAGAGACUGAACGAUUUGGGGAAAGAGAACAUGAAUAAACUGAAGGAGAGUGAAGGCCGGCUUUCGGGACACAUCUGCAGCCUCCAAAAGAUGACUGUAGAGCUGGAGAAGAAGUGUGGGAAAUACACCCUAAUGGUGCUCCAGAAUGCAGGAUCUUCUUUGAAAAGGAGUGAGUCACUACUGCUUCAGUGUCUGGAGCAAGCCCAAAUCACGGACCUGAGUUUAUGCCAAGUAACAGGAAUGAGCAGAAUGCUCAAAGUUCUGCAAAGAGCUGUCACUUUGGAUCCUAAAACAGCUAAUCCCUGUUUGGUCUUAUCUGAGGAUCUGAGAAGCAUGCAUCUCAGAAAUGUCCAGCAGGACGUGCCUCGCAGCCCAGGAAGAUUUGUCUUUAGUGCCACCGUGUUGGGUGUGGAAAGCUUCACCUCAGGGAGGCACUACUGGGAGGUGGAUGUGGAGAAGGCCACCAAGUGGCAGUUGGGGGUAUCUGAAGAUUCUGCCAGCAGACAUGGUGAUCUACCCACCGCUUCGGGAAAUAAAGUCUUGCUCAUGGGUUCUUUGAUGGGAACCAAUUAUACCUUCUGGGCCUUUCCCCCUCUGAAGAGGGUCUCCUUGAGAGGAGAGCAGAUGCACAAAGUUGGAGUCUUCCUAGACUGUGAGUCUGGGCACAUAUCCUUCUAUGAUGUGGCAAACAGAUCCCUCAUUUAUAAUUUCUCUUCCCUCACCUUCCAAGGAGCUCUCAGGCCCAUAUUUUCUCUUUGUAUCCCAAGUGGAGUCACAAAUUCAGACUCACUUAGCAUUUGCCUUCCUCCCGUUUCUUCUUGUGAUGUUACUGUUAGCCCACAGUCUUCCUUGGCAUGAAAUCUAAGAGGGGGCAGAAGUAAAGAGUUUGACUUUGUAAAAGAAUCUACAUAAAGUAAUCCAAUAAAAGAUUUCUCACACUUGA